Messenger RNA from Vitrella brassicaformis, 408 nucleotides. The record is from the annotation of a GenBank genome assembly. NCBI's taxonomy places the organism in Eukaryota, Vitrellaceae.
GUACAUGGCCCCCGAUCCAUCGGCUCACGCGCAGCAGCACUACGGCCGCCAUGACGGCGGCUAUGUCGCCGUCAAGCAAGAGGAGCAAGAGGAUUACCGACACGACAGUGGUGAGAACAAGCAGUAGCGCGCCAGCCCCUGUCCGCAGUCGUAAAGCCGUGCCUCUCCUUUCUCCCUCUGGUCUGGACAGGUAACUCGUGUGUGAGUAUGAGUUUGCAUCUGGCCCACAUGCCGCCCCCCGGCCUCGCCCCUCCCGCCGCACGCCCCGAUACCAUGCCGCCCAACCUGCACGAGCCACUCCAGCCGGCGUCGCAGGUGUCACGCAAUGAGUCGGACGUCAGGGGUGCAAAGAAGGAGGCGGAGGGGAGCGAGCUGGAUGGUUGGAUGUAUGCAUGACAAAGGGCCACG